Messenger RNA from Henningerozyma blattae CBS 6284, 1032 nucleotides. RefSeq names its product Kar4p (gene KAR4). Gene Ontology annotation, molecular function: mRNA binding. The transcript has a single exon. Bases 1 to 1032 code for a protein of 343 amino acids. The record is from RefSeq and is a predicted model, not a curated record. NCBI's taxonomy places the organism in Eukaryota, Fungi, Ascomycota, Saccharomycetes, Saccharomycetales, Saccharomycetaceae. Gene Ontology annotation, cellular component: RNA N6-methyladenosine methyltransferase complex; nucleus.
AUGUUUAGAGAAGAAUUAUACCGUGAUAACAGUAUGGCUGUUGUGUCCAAUAAUACAACUUUAUAUGAUAUUGAUAUAAAGAGCAAUAAUAAAUCUAAAAAUAUGGUAAGUAGUGAACAUAAUACUCCCAAUAUGAAACCUGUAAAACAAUUCCAUACCAAUGAUUAUUCUAAUAAUUACAUAUUUACUGGAUCCACUCCUCAAAGUCAUGUAUCCAAUAUUGAAAAUCCUGUAGAAGGAUAUCCCAAAUUACAAAAAUUAUUCCAAUUGAAGGAACAACAAAUAUACAAGACCACUACCACCCCAUUUGGUUGUAAAGUAAACAUUGAUCAAAUGGUGCCCAUGUUAAACUAUUGGAUUCAAAAGGAAAAAUUAACAUUUGAUGUUGUUAUGAUUGGAUGUUUAAGUGAUAAUCAAUUUAUUUAUCCAAUUUUGACUCAAUUGCCCCUAGAUAGACUUGUCUCCAAACCUGGGUUUUUAUUCAUUUGGGCAAGUGCACAAAAGAUUAAUGAAUUAUCCAAAUUAUUAAAUAAUGAAAUCUGGGCAAAGAAAUUUAGAAGAAGUGAAGAAUUGGUAUUUGUCCCCAUUGAUAAGAACUCCCCCUAUUACCCCGGGUUAGACGCAGAUGAAGAUGAUACCUUAAUGGAAAAGAUGCAAUGGCAUUGUUGGAUGUGUAUCACUGGUACAGUACGUCGAUCCAGCGAUGGACAUUUGAUCCAUUGUAAUAUAGAUACUGAUUUAAGUAUUGAAACUUCCACAACCAGAGAUGGAGCUGUUCCAACACAUCUGUACAAAGUGGCUGAAAAUUUUUCCACUGCAACAAGAAGAUUGCAUAUUAUUCCAGCAAGAACCGGUAAGGAAAAACCUGUACGUUUAAGACCUGGUUGGGUUAUAAUGAGUCCCGAUGUUAUGAUGAAUAACUUCGAACCAAAUAGAUAUAAGAAUGAGAUAGCCAAGAUUGGUAACAACAUCCCAUUGAAAAAAGAGAUCGAGAAUUUAAGACCUAAGAGUCCAGUACAAAAGGCCCAAUAA